CUCGGUGGGGACGGGGAGCAGGCGGAACCCCAAGAAGAGCCCAUUCCAGCACAGCCAGAGCUGUGGGAGCCAUGGAGCAGUACUUCUCAGCCACCCAGAAGAUGGAGCGGGAGGUGAUGUUCCCCAGCCUGCUCCGAGGGGUCUUCCCGCAGCAGGAGGGGGAGGCCCCGGCCGCGGGCGGCCACACGGACCUGUACGAGCGCUACCAGCUCCUCAAGGCCAUCAAGCCCGUGGUGGAGAAAGGCCUGGCCUGUGUCACCGACCAGAGACGAAACAGCGCCGACAUCAUUGUUGACACAUCCUUGGACAGCACCAACACCGAUACAGCCUUAGAUGAGGGUGCAGACAGCAAUCUGGAGGAGCGCCUCUCCCAUCACGUCAAUGGCUUGCAGCAGGUUCUGACGGACCUCACGAAAAACACCAAAGCCCUCACCCGGAGGUACAGCCAGAUCCUGGAGCAGAUCAGCCUCAGCGAUGAUCAGUCCAGCUCUUGAGCCUGCACCCCCCAGCCUCUGAGGGUGAUCCAUCGUUUGCAGCCCAGCAGCACUUUUUCUCCUGCGCCAAGGAACGUCCUUCGUGUGCAGCGCAGGGCUUGGCCGUCUGCUCGCCGGGCACCGCCUGUACCAUCGACCUGCCCUGCGGCCGAUCCUGCCAGUAACCUCGCUGCUUCGUGUACCCUGUCCCAGGGGGAUUUCUGUGGGGCAGAAAUGAGUGUUUUGUGCUAUUGCUUUGUAGUAGGCAUCUGUAACUUUGAAGCAAAACUUUUGUCUGUGUGUGCCUAAACCCCCCCCACCCAUCCGAUCUCUUUGAUAAUGUAUAAUAAAUGAAACACAAAGCCUUG
Messenger RNA from Columba livia (rock pigeon), 841 nucleotides. RefSeq lists its product as uncharacterized. The record is from RefSeq and is a predicted model, not a curated record. The transcript is spliced from 2 exons. Gene Ontology annotation, cellular component: cytosol. Gene Ontology annotation, biological process: regulation of lipid biosynthetic process. NCBI's taxonomy places the organism in Eukaryota, Metazoa, Chordata, Aves, Columbiformes, Columbidae. Bases 72 to 494 code for a protein of 140 amino acids.